Pteropus alecto (black flying fox) is the source of this 3006-nucleotide messenger RNA. It is a transcript of the gene WNT2B, whose product is annotated as Wnt family member 2B. Gene Ontology annotation, cellular component: extracellular region. The record is from RefSeq and is a predicted model, not a curated record. Gene Ontology annotation, biological process: canonical Wnt signaling pathway; neuron differentiation; multicellular organism development. Lineage: Eukaryota; Metazoa; Chordata; Mammalia; Chiroptera; Pteropodidae. The transcript has 7 exons. Gene Ontology annotation, molecular function: frizzled binding; cytokine activity. The coding region runs from base 649 to 1548 and encodes 299 amino acids.
GCGCCCCCGCGCCCCCGUCCCGGCGCCCGGACCCGCGGCUGCCGACGGCUCUCGGGCUUCGGCCCGCCUAAGUCUUGCCUGCCUGCCGCUCCUCCUGCUGCUGCUGCUGACGCUGCCGGCCCGCGUAGACUCGUCCUGGUGGAAAAAAGCCGGCAAGAUUGAUAUUCUGUACAACUCCUGGAAGAGAUGCUGUUGACUGUGUGUGUGUCCAUGUUCCACUCCGCAGCAGAAGGAGGAAAUGAUGGUCUCUUCAUAAUCUAUGACCAGCAGAACAAGAAACAGGGGGCUCCUGGCAUGUGCUCCCCUAUUCUAUCUUGCAUUCUGCAGGAGGCUGGAUAUAGGGAAUCACAAGAGCAGGACCUUGUUCAAGGAAUCACAAAGGGAAAGGAACAGACACCAGCAUCACUGUUACCAACAUUUAACAAGCCCUUACUAAGCUCCAGACACUAUGGCUAAAUACCUUAUCAGCAUCAUCUUCAAUCCACGGAAUAAUCCAGUGAUGGAGAUACUGUUUCCCCAUUUCACACAUGAAGAAAGUGAGGGAGAGGAGAGUGGUACAUCGGGGCACUGGGGGCCCGAGUGAUCUGUGACAAUAUCCCUGGUCUGGUGAGCCGGCAGCGGCAGCUGUGCCAGCGUUACCCAGACAUCAUGCGCUCGGUGGGUGAGGGUGCCCGAGAAUGGAUCCGAGAGUGUCAGCACCAGUUCCGCCACCACCGUUGGAACUGCACCACCGUGGACCGGGACCACACUGUGUUUGGCCGUGUCAUGCUCAGAAGUAGCCGGGAAGCAGCAUUUGUGUACGCCAUCUCAUCAGCAGGGGUGGUCCAUGCUAUUACUCGUGCCUGCAGCCAGGGUGAACUGAGUGUGUGCAGCUGUGACCCCUACACCCGUGGCCGACACCAUGACCAACGUGGGGACUUUGACUGGGGUGGCUGCAGUGAUAAUAUCCACUAUGGUGUUCGCUUUGCCAAGGCCUUUGUGGAUGCCAAGGAGAAGAGGCUUAAGGAUGCCCGAGCUCUCAUGAACUUACAUAACAACCGCUGUGGUCGCACGGCUGUGCGGCGGUUUCUGAAGCUGGAGUGUAAGUGCCAUGGCGUGAGUGGCUCCUGUACUCUGCGCACCUGCUGGCGUGCACUCUCAGACUUCCGCCGCACAGGUGAUUACCUACGGCGGCGCUAUGAUGGGGCUGUGCAGGUGACGGCUACCCAGGAUGGCGCUAACUUCACAGCAGCCCGCCAAGGCUAUCGCCGUGCCACCCGGACUGACCUUGUCUACUUUGACAACUCCCCAGACUACUGUGUCUUGGACAAGGCUGCAGGUUCCCUCGGAACUGCAGGCCGUGUCUGCAGCAAGACAUCUAAAGGGACAGAUGGCUGUGAAAUCAUGUGCUGUGGCCGAGGCUAUGACACAACUCGAGUCACCCGUGUCACCCAGUGUGAGUGCAAAUUCCACUGGUGCUGUGCUGUGCGGUGCAAGGAGUGCAGAAAUACUGUGGACAUCCAUACUUGCAAGGCCCCCAAGAAGGCAGAGUGGCUGGACCAGACCUGAACGUAUAAAUACCUCACUCAUCCCUCCACUUCAAACCUCCUGACUCAGAAGCACAAGAUCUUCGCAUGCACGCCUUCCUCCACCCUCAACCCUGGGCUGCUCUAGCUUCUAUUUAAGGACUUGGAGAGUAAUCAGAGGGACUCUAGUGUCCUGACUCUGAUUCCUUAGCCCUGGGAGGUUGACAGGGGAUGUAAGAAUCUGAGCAGCUCCCGGACUACCCCCUCUGGAGGUUAGAAGGGAGAGUGUAAGAGGUGUAGGGGUCUUCAGAGUGGUAUGAGUUGCACUAAAGCAUGUGGUCAAGGCUCAUUUUCCUGUCCCUUGCACUGGCUUCCUGACACUUAUUGUGUGUGCAAGAGGAAAGGUACCUGGAGAGAGCUGCUUUUUCUUCCUACCUGGCUGACGGUAGAUGAGACAUAGAUGAAACCACGUAUCUCCUCCCCGGGACAGUUUGAGCAUACUGCCUGGUACUGCCCCCUCCCCAACCCACCCCCCAACAAAAACAAAACAACAACAACAAAAAAACUUCUUAAGCUACGACCUUCUUUCAUUCUUGAGAGUUAGACAAGAGUUAACCAUAGUGGACGAGGUUCCAUUCAUAUGCUCAUAUGUUUAUAAACUGCUGUGUUUGUAGGGGAAAACAUUAUAUAACUAUACAAACAUACAUUUUCUUCCAAUCUGUACUUUCCAUCUAUAUCAGACAGCGCUGCCUUUUUUGCUCAUUUGUUGCUUGUUCAAAUUGAGUGGCAUGGAGUGGUACCCAUGCCUAACAGAUCAUUAGAAUACCCUGGGACAUCCCUGAGAAAGAAUAAUUUAGUAAAUCUGCCUAGGCCUUGGGAUUUUAUUUUUUAAAAUUUCCAUGCAUUAUUCUAGGUCAGCCAGGAUUCGGAAACACUGAGAAAGGUAAACAAUUCAUGGAGGGUGGGAGAGGGCACCAGUCCUGAUCUUAAGGGCCCAUAUGAGGCAUCAGUGUAUACUAGGCAGGUAGAAAUUUCUGACUCUGGUGAUUUUUAGGAGGGGAUCCUAGCCUUUGAAGCUGGGAGCAGAGACCACGGGCUACAGAAGAAGGAGAGCUAGGGCUUUGGGCCAAAGUGGUAAACAGCUUAGAAAGUAGCCUUUCCCCAUUUAUUCAACAAAUCUUUACUAGCUCUCCAAGUCCUGGUGAUUAUUGUUCACUCCAUGUUUAGCUUAAAUAAGGGAGCUCUUUCUUUGCUACUACCCGCUGCCUAACGAAGCCUGCAGUGGUGGAGUCUCCAGAGAGAGCAGACUCAGUAAGCUAGAGGGCAGGACACGGAGUCCCCAAAACUGUGAUGUCCUAUUUUUAUGUGACUUGGAACAGUGGUUAUCUCUUGCCUGUUGAUAUUUUUUAAAAGAGUGAUAUAGAAAUUUGCAGUUAUGACAGAUGUGGGUUGAAAUCACAGCUGUUUUUGAUAUUUUAAACAAAGUACCCAAAUUCUCUGA